Sclerotinia trifoliorum is the source of this 2312-nucleotide messenger RNA. Lineage: Eukaryota; Fungi; Ascomycota; Leotiomycetes; Helotiales; Sclerotiniaceae. The record is from the annotation of a GenBank genome assembly.
AACAAUAUUUUUCUACACACGCUUGUGAUACUUGAUUUUGAUACUUGAUUUUGAUACCCAGCUCAGAUUCCGCUGCACCCCAAGUGAGGUGUCAUGGCAUCAUAUAAUGAGCAUGUCCUUGUAGAGCGAAAGAGCAUUGAAAGCGAUGCACGUGAAAUAGGUCUGGAAGCUGCAUCGCCGAGUCCGGGGAAUGGGUAUGGAGAUACUCAAAAUGAUCUCUCAGAUAUGCAAAGAUUAGGCAAGAAGCAGGAAUUUAAGGUAUGUAAAUUAUAGAACAGUUGGCUUCAACAGUGACGAGCAAAUUAAUUGAAUUGUAGAGAAAUUUUAAUCUGCUAUCGACCCUGGGGUUCAUCUCAAUUUACAUGGCAACAUGGGAGUUUGUUCUCGUGUUCGUGUUUCACAUAUCCAUUCUCAAUGAGACAAUCCUUCUUACGAGAGUACAGGUCACUGAGUGUAGGGUUGACCAAUGGAGGGUUUGCUGGAUUGUUCUGGGUGUUCAUUGGAACUGUAAUAUGCUACUCGCCUAUUGUGGCAUCACUGGCUGAAAUGGAGUCAAUGGCUCCUACGAGCGGUGGUAAAGAUACCCAAAUCCGAUUUUCCUAUCCGCGAGCAAUGAUUUAAUACAUUCACAGGUCAAUACCACUGGGUUUCCGAGUUCUCCCCUCCCAAGUACCAAAAGUUCAUGAGCUACACUGCUGGUGACGAUAUCCCUCUCCUACUCUCCUUCUCCUUAAACCUUUGCAUUUCACUAAUUACACCACACAGGCUGGAUGUCGAGUCUCGGUUGGACUGCCAGUUUCGCCAGCAGCGUCUUUAUCCUCACCACUCUCGUCGAAGCAAUUAUUGAUAUCCGAAAUGCAGGCUUUUCGUUUGCACCAUGGCAAUACACACUAAUUAUGAUAGCUUAUCUGUUGAUCACCAUCGGCUUUAAUACCUGGGGCGCAAAACUCCUGCCAAUGAUUGAAACGACUUCGUUGUUUGGGCAUUUAGCUGGAUUUCUAGUGACUAUUAUCCCGUUGUGGAUUAUGGCACCGAAGAAUUCGGCAAGGACUGUGUUUUUGGAUGUGGUUAAUAAUGGGGGAUGGAGUAAUACCAGCACGAGUUGUUUGAUUGCGCAAGUUAGCGUGCUAUAUUGUAAUAUUGGUGAGUCAUUAAUGUGUCGGUCUGUCGGACUAUGUUGAGGUUCGUGGCUAACGGGAUGAAAACAUGUAGGAUCGGAUAGUGCGGUACAUAUCUGUGAGUGACCUUUUCCCUCAAAUGAUAUAACCACGAAGUACUCACAGUGCACCAGCUGAAGAAGUAGAAGAUGCAUCGGUUAAUGUCCCGCGUGCUAUGUGGUGGAGCUAUAUCCUCAACGUUGUAUUAGGAUUUAUCAUGCUAAUCACAAUGGUCUUCUGCAUCGGGCCGCUCGAUGCAGCCAUCGCAUCGCCAGCCCCUUGUCUGAGGUUAUUUUUGAACACUGGGUCUGAUGCCAUGGCUACAACACUCAUGAUCAUUCUGCUCAUCCUUGUGUUUUCUGGAAAUAUCACGGCAUUGGCUACGACGAGUAGAGAAUUGUGGGCUUUUUCAAGGGAUAAGGGGUUUCCAUUUUCAACUUGGAUUUCAAGGGUAGGAUUCUAGUCUUUCUAUUUCUACCCUUACAUGAUGAUCACCUUGAUCCGACACCCCGUCUUUCAAAAUAAUCCCUGACCACAUUUAGAUGAACCACGCUCUCAACGUCCCCCCGAACGCCAUCUAUCUCACCUCCAUCCUCACCAUCCUCCUCUGCCUCAUAAACCUCGGUUCUUCCUUCGCCUUCCACAUCAUCAUUUCGCUCUCACUCCUUGCCCUCCUCUCUACAUACAUGAUGUCCAUCGGAUGCGUGCUCUUGAAACGUAUUAAGGGUGAACUGUUGCCACCCGCACGAUGGAGUCUAGGACGCUUUGGAUUACCCAUUAAUGCUUUUGCGUUUGCGUAUAGUGGGUUCGUCAUGGUGUGGAGUUGUUUUCCUAGUGAGGCGCCGGUCACCGUGAAGAAUGCUAAUGUGAGUUUCUGUUAUGGGCUUCAGGAUGCAAGAUGAUAAUAGAUGGGCUAAUGAUUCUUAGUGGGCACCGGCUGUUUGGCUUGUUGUUAUUGUUGUUGCUGGAUUGAUAUAUGUUGUGCAUGGGAAGAAACAUUAUACGCCACCAGUAGUGUUUGUAGAGGGCAGAAGAGCUAGUGAUAGAUUGCAAGUGAAUUAGAAUAUGGAAUGGGUGGUUUUGUAUAUUUUGCUCGUGAUUCUUGUUCAUAUUUUUCACAAAGGUAGCUGUACAAGAAUGAGAAUGUCUUCCUUG